CUUCGUGCAGAGCUGUCCUCCACACAGAUACAACAGCCCAGCAAUAACACUGCGAAUAUAACAAACCGCGAUGUUGAAGAGCGAAGUUACUCCAUACUGGAAUUUGUCGGUCACGGUUCUUCGUGCCAAAAAUACCUAUUCACAUGACAUGUUUUCCCAGUCGGACCUGUUUGUCACCCUGCACCUCCCCACAGCCUCGGCCAGGACCCAUCGCACAAAGACUGUGAAUGAAAACUUGAACCCGGAGUGGAAUGAGACCUUCCACUUCAGAAUUCAGAAAAAUGUUAAGAAUGUUCUAGAGAUCUCCAUGUACGAUGAAGAUCUGCUUUCUAAUGAGCUGUGCUACACGGUGCUGUUUGACAUCCAGAAACUUUCCCCUGGGAAGGAGACAAAAUGUUUCACACAGAAGGACAGUGAGCUGUGGGUUGAAUUUGAGCUGACAAAGAGUAAAGAUCCCCCUGUGGAAUACUUCUCUAAUGGAGUCUUAGUGGCGUCUCCACUUUCUUAUCUGGAGGUUAAUGUAAAGAAGUUUCGGCAUGCAACUGAGAACCUCAUACUGAAGCUGAUUGGAGCAUACCAGGAGGAGAAGCUGGUCAUGGGUACUGAGCUGGCCUCCAAAAAUGCACAGCCACUCGGGUUCUACAUCAACAGGAAUCUGGAGACAGAGCUCAAGGUCCAUCUCAGUAAUAAUACAAAUUCUGCAGGUGCUGAUCAAACAGAUGGAAGAAAUGUUCAAGCACAGGAUGCAUCUCUGCUCUCUGCUCUUCCUCUGAAGCUACAAGCUGCCAGGCAGGAAGUAAAACUCUCUGUACCAGUAGGACAGGAAGUACUUGACCUACAGCUGAAAAGUAAGGACAGCCAAGACAAAGGUCUAGAAGUACGGUUAGGUUUUGACAUACCAGAGGCAGAAAAGAAUUUCCUCGAGAAGCGGAAGUUACUUGCAGGAAAAGCUAUAAAGAAAGCGCUGAAGCUCACCUAUUCUCCAGAGCAAAGUAAGGUGCCAGUGUUGGCUAUAGCAGGCUCUGGUGGUGGGACCAGAGCAAUGACCGCACUGUAUGGAAGUUUAAAGGGACUCCAGACCCUGGGCCUUCUGGAUGCUGUAAGCUACAUCAGUGGUGUCUCUGGAUCCACAUGGACCAUUUCCAAGCUCUAUGGGGAUCCUGACUGGUCCCAGCGCGAUAUGCAGCAACACGUCUCGGCUAUGGAAGCGGCGAUGUCAAGGAGCUUCUACUGGGCCUUCUCCAGCAGCCAGCGGCAAUACUACGCAGAGGAGCUGAAAAAAAGACAAGAAGAAGGGCAUGUGAUCACCUUCAUAGAUGUCUGGGGUCUGGCCCUCGAGUACCUUCUCUAUGGAGAGAAAAGGGAAGGGACCCUUUCUGAGCAGCAGAGGGCAGUACAAGAAGGACAGAACCCUUAUCCCAUCUAUAAUGCUGUCAACAUGAAAGAUGGAACCACAACUGAAGCCGAAUGGUGUGAGUUCUCCCCGUACGAAGUGAGCCUUCCAAAAUAUGGAGCCUCUGUCCCCACCGAAGCCUUUGGGAGCGAGUUCUACCUGGGACGCCUUAUCAAGAAACUCCCCGAGAGCCGCCUUUCCUUCUUGCUGGGCCUGUGGAGCAGCAUCUUCUCCUGUAACCUGGCGCAGCUGUGGGGGCUCAUCACGGGUUCUGAGCAGGCCUCAGACCAGCAGAAGGAACAGGGAAGGAGCGGUAAAGGCAUCCUGGAUUCCCCUGAGCCAUCUAUAUUGGACACCUACUUCUUCACCCCACUUAGCAGCAUAACCAACAUGCUGACCAGCCUCCUGAAUGGCCGUCCAAUUAUAAAUCAGACGUAUAACUUCUUGCGUGGAUUCAACAUGCAUUCUGACUACAGUGAGAAUAAGGCUUUCAAAGCUUGGGAAGGUACCCAUCCUGAUGCCUUUCCAAACAAGAUGACACCCAACGACAGCAAACUGCGCCUAGUGGACUGUGGUUUUGUCAACAACAUCGGCCUGGCCCCGCUGUUAAGGCCCCAGAGGGGAGCGAAUGUCAUCUUUUCUUUCAACUACUCUUGGGACGUGGACCAGCUCAGGGUUCUGAAGAUAACUCAGGAAUAUUGCACUGAGCGUGGUCUGCCCUUUCCCAGCAUUGACUUCAGCAAAAUAGAUGGCCAAACCCCGAAAGAGAUAUACGUCUUUGAGGAUGAAAAGAACCCACAGGCUCCUAUAGUGCUUCACUUCCCACUUGUCAAUGUCACCUUCAAGGAAUUCCGGGUCCCUGGUAUCAAGCGUAAAGGAGCGGAGGAACUGAAGGCGGGGGACGUUGAUGUGAGCAGCAGUAAUUCCCCGUAUACAACAACAACCAUGACAUACAGCGCAGAGGACUUUCGCAGGCUGGUGGAGCUCACCUCAUACAAUGUGGUCAACAACAAGGAGGUCAUCUAUCAGGCUCUACAGCGGGCCAUAGACAGGAGGAGGCUUGGAAGAAAUCCAGUUCGCUCCUAGUCAUACUCAUGCAGUACAGCUAUGUACUUGGUCUGCAAGGCUCAUUAGAAGAUCAUUUUUUCUUUUCAAA
Messenger RNA from Scleropages formosus (Asian bonytongue), 2549 nucleotides. RefSeq names its product phospholipase A2, group IVF, tandem duplicate 1 (gene pla2g4f.1). Gene Ontology annotation, molecular function: calcium-dependent phospholipid binding; calcium ion binding. Gene Ontology annotation, biological process: glycerophospholipid catabolic process. Gene Ontology annotation, cellular component: cytosol. The transcript is spliced from 20 exons. The record is from RefSeq and is a predicted model, not a curated record. The coding region runs from base 71 to 2479 and encodes 802 amino acids. NCBI's taxonomy places the organism in Eukaryota, Metazoa, Chordata, Actinopteri, Osteoglossiformes, Osteoglossidae.